AUGAUUCAUUUUCUGGAUAACAAAGAUGAGAAGUUGAUGCAAUUCAUCAAGAAUGGACCUUAUAUCAGUUACGUGGAUCUACCUGCUCAGACAACUGAAGAAGGUAUUGUUGUUCCUGCAUCUAGACAGAAGAAAGAUCCUCAGUAUUACAUUGAUACUGAAAAGCAAAAGGUCCUGAUUGAUAAGAAAGCAUUAACUUACAUGCUAAUAGCAAUUCCGAAUGAGUUAUUCAACAUAAUAGACAGUUGCAGAUCAAGAAAAGAACUCUGGGAUGAGCUUGAGAAAGAAAUGCUUGGUAGUGAGAAGUCAGUCCAGACUAGAAUGAACCAGUGUAUCAGUUCUUAUGAAGGAUUUUGGACUAGAGAGACUGAAUUAGUCACUUUAUCUUACAACCGGUUCAAUGUGAUUUUGAAUGAUUUAAGAAGAUAUCCAUCAUGA
Molecule: messenger RNA, 438 nt
Organism: Cynara cardunculus var. scolymus (artichoke)
Lineage: Eukaryota; Viridiplantae; Streptophyta; Magnoliopsida; Asterales; Asteraceae
Exons: 1
Coding region: 1-438 (145 amino acids)
Source: RefSeq, a predicted model, not a curated record